Molecule: messenger RNA, 489 nt
Organism: Hyposmocoma kahamanoa
Lineage: Eukaryota; Metazoa; Arthropoda; Insecta; Lepidoptera; Cosmopterigidae
Exons: 5
Coding region: 1-489 (162 amino acids)
Cellular component (GO): extracellular matrix
Source: RefSeq, a predicted model, not a curated record
AUGACAGAAUAUGCUAAUUCAAAAUUAGAUUUAACGUACAUCACGUAUAAUCAAGGAUCGCAUCCAAUGGUGGUGCACGCGCAAGACGGUGGUGCAGAGAUGGGUGUGCUGUACAAGAUUACUUGUUUUGCGGCAAUCCUGGCUGUUGUGGUCUCGCAAAACAGCCACGGUCACCACGAGCAUCAUGAGGCUACCUCCUCUCAGCAGAUCCACCGUGACGAUGUGCCAUCGAAGGAACCGGCUCAUCACCACGAGUACUACAGCCACCCCAAAUACGAGUUUGAAUACAAAGUGGAGGAUCACCAAACCAAUGACAUCAAGUCGCAGCACGAGUCCCGCGAUGGUUAUGUGGUAAAGGGCUAUUACUCCUUGCACGAGCCCGACGGUACCGUCAGAAUCGUCCACUACACUGCUGACAAGAAGAGUGGAUUCAAUGCGCAAGUGGAACGCAAAGGACACGUCAAACACGUGUACCACCACCACCAUUAA